AUAAACAUAGCCCAAUUAAAUAACUGUGUUGUUGCGUCGUUUGUUUGUUUGUUGUUGUUUAUUCCUUAGUUUAUUUCGUUUUUUGAGUCAAUAAGUGAAUUUGCUGUAAAUAAAACGAAUAGUUUUGUGAAAAUGACAAAAGUACCAUCAGUUAUUCAUUGGUUUCGUUUAGAUUUAAGAAUACACGAUAACCUUGCCCUUCGUAACGCAAUAAACGAGGCUGAGAACAGGAAACACUUACUACGUGCCGUCUACGUAAUAGAUCCUGAUAUUAUCAAAACUAAAGUUGGAGUUAACAGACUAAAGUUUUUGCUACAGAGUCUUCAAAAUUUGGAUGAGAAUCUCAGAAAACUUAACUCAUGUCUGUAUGUCAUCCGAGGGAAAGCAACAGAGGAAUUGCCGAAACUAUUUGAUAAAUGGCAAGUCAAAUUCUUAACAACACAAGUAGAUAUUGACCCUGAAUAUGUGAAUCAAGAUGUAAUCAUUGAAAAAGUUGCUGAAGAGAAAGAUAUUUUCAUUGUUAAAAGGGUUCAGCAUACGGUCUUUGAUGUACACAGUGUUUUAAAGAAAAAUAAUGGAGCCAUCCCAUUGACAUACCAGAAGUUUUUGUCCCUUGUAACUGAUAUCCAGGUGAAGGAGUGUAUUGAGAUUACUAAAAAGUUAUCUGACCAUUGUAAAGCUCCAGAAAAAGAUUUAAAAGGCUAUGAAGUACCUAAACUUGAUGAAUUUUUAGAUGAAUCUGCUCUUGAACCUUGCAAAUAUCCAGGGGGAGAAACUGAAGCUUUAAAGAGACUUCACAUGUAUAUGGCAAAGAAACAAUGGGUGUGCCAAUUUGAAAAGCCCAAUACAUCUCCAAACAGUAUAGAACCCAGUACUACAGUAUUAAGCCCAUACAUAAGCCAUGGUUGUCUAUCAGUCAAACUUUUCUAUCACAAAUUGAAAGAAGCAGAAAGUGGCUCAAAGCACUCACAGCCACCAGUUUCCCUAAUGGGGCAGCUCAUGUGGAGGGAAUUUUAUUACACAGCUGGAGCUGGGGCAAAGAACUUUGAUAAAAUGGUGGGGAACCCAGUCUGCACCCAAAUACCUUGGGGCAAAAAUGACGAGCAUUUGAAAGCAUGGGCUGAAGGCAGGACUGGAUAUCCCUUUGUAGAUGCAAUCAUGAGACAACUAAAGCAAGAAGGCUGGAUCCAUCACCUAGCUCGUCACAUGGUAGCCUGCUUCUUAACCAGAGGAGACUUGUGGAUAUCUUGGGAAGAGGGUGCUAAAGUUUUUGAAGAUUACCUCCUUGAUUAUGAUUGGUCCUUGAAUGCUGGUAAUUGGAUGUGGCUCUCUGCUUCAGCCUUCUUCUAUAAAUAUUUUAGAGUGUACAGUCCUGUUGCAUUUGGAAAGAAGACUGAUAAAGAAGGAUUGUUUAUCAGAAAGUAUGUACCUGAACUUAAAAAAUAUCCUACUGCUUUUAUUUAUGAACCAUGGAAGGCCCCAAAAUCAGUGCAAGUAAGUGCUGGGUGUAUUGUUGGCGAAGGUUAUCCAAAGAGAAUUGUAGAUCAUGACAAGAUACACAAGGAGAACAUGCAGAAAAUGGCAGCAGCUUACAGAGCUAACAAGGAAAAGAAAGCCAUCAAAAGGCCUAGGUCAUAAUAUUUUUAAGUAUAGUGUGUGGAAGUUUUUGAUAUUUUGAGAAUAAAUGUUGAUUAAUUUAACUUAUA
Molecule: messenger RNA, 1706 nt
Organism: Pectinophora gossypiella (pink bollworm)
Lineage: Eukaryota; Metazoa; Arthropoda; Insecta; Lepidoptera; Gelechiidae
Gene: phr6-4
Product: cryptochrome-1
Exons: 2
Coding region: 133-1638 (501 amino acids)
Biological process (GO): circadian regulation of gene expression; entrainment of circadian clock by photoperiod
Cellular component (GO): nucleus; cytoplasm
Molecular function (GO): FAD binding; DNA binding
Source: RefSeq, a predicted model, not a curated record